Messenger RNA from Arachis ipaensis, 1335 nucleotides. RefSeq lists its product as uncharacterized. The record is from RefSeq and is a predicted model, not a curated record. Lineage: Eukaryota; Viridiplantae; Streptophyta; Magnoliopsida; Fabales; Fabaceae.
AUGGUGAAGAAUUUGGGUCUUGACUACCAAAAGAUCAAUGCAUGUCCCAAUGAUUGCAUGUUGUAUCGGAACGGGCAUGAGAAUAACUCAUCUUGCCAUGUCUGUGGAACAUCCCGUUAUAUUGAGCAUCACGUAGAAGAGGACGAUGCUACCUCAUCUAAAAAGCCUCGUAAAGUUGCUGCAAAAACUCUAAGGCAUUUCCCCCUAAUUCCCAGACUUCAAAGGUUUUUUAUGUGCACAAGGACGGUUGAAGCUAUGUCUUGGCAUCAUAAUGAACGUGUUAAAGAUGGGUCGUUAAGGCAUCCUGCCGAUGGUGAAUCUUGGAAAGCAUUUGACAGUCAACAUGAAGAUUUUGCAAAGGAGCCUCGUAAUGUGCGACUUGGCUUAGCAAGCGACGGAUUCAAUCUGUUUCGAACUUUGAGUAGUACACAUAGUACAUGCCUUGUUGUUCUGAUGGUGUAUAAUCUACCCCCUUGGAUGAGCAUGAAGCCUGAUUAUUUUAUGCUCUCUUUACUCAUUCCUGGCCCACAAUCACCGGGAAAUGAUAUUGAUGUCUUUCUUCAACCACUAAUUGAAGAAUUAAAAGAAUUGUGGGAGUUAGGUGUCGAAACAUAUGAUUCCAAAGAGAACAAAACAUUCAACAUGAGAGCAUGUCUUUUAUGGACAAUUAACGACUUCCCUGCGUAUGCUAUAUUAUCUGGGUGGAGUACAAAGGGAAAAUUGGCUUGUCCAUGUUGUAAUGAUGAGACUUCUUCUAUAUAUCUAAAACAUAGCCACAAGACUGUUUAUAUGGAUCAUCGAAGGUUUUUACCCAUGAACCAUCCAUGGAGACAUAAUAAAAGAUCUUUCAAUGGAAAAACUGAACUUAGGUCUCCACUGCAGUUGUUAGAUGGAACAACUGUAUUUCAUAUAUUGCAAAGGGUAGAUAAUUCUUUUGGGAAGAAGCAAAGGAGAUCAAAGAAUGGCAUUUCAAAUUGGAAAAAGCGACACAACCUUGAUGUCAUGCACAUAGAGAAGAAUAUAGUUGAUAGCAUAAUUGGAACACUUUUGGAUAUUUCUGGAAAGACAAAAGAUCAUGCAGCUGCGCGUUUUGACCUUAAAGACAUGGGUAUCAGGAAAAACCUUCAACCAAGAGAUACGAAUGAUGGUAAAAGAACUAAGUUAGCAAAGGCAUGCUUCUCAAUGACUGCAGCAGAGAAAACAAUCUUUUGUAGUGUGUUAAAAGGGGCAAAAUUACCAGACGGCAGCGCUUCCAAUAUUGCUCGAUGUGUGCAGCAAACAGAAAAGAAGAUUUCUGGUUACAAGACCCAUGAUGCUCAUUUCAUGUUACAUUAA